Messenger RNA from Phragmites australis (common reed), 575 nucleotides. RefSeq lists its product as uncharacterized. The record is from RefSeq and is a predicted model, not a curated record. The coding region runs from base 35 to 481 and encodes 148 amino acids. Lineage: Eukaryota; Viridiplantae; Streptophyta; Magnoliopsida; Poales; Poaceae. The transcript is spliced from 2 exons. Gene Ontology annotation, molecular function: nucleic acid binding; zinc ion binding.
AGAAGGCAGUCCAGUCAGUCCUCAUGUGAUCAAAAUGAUUGGUUACAUUGAAAGCCUGGAAAAACUUGGUUUUCCCCUUAGCCCUGAGUUGGCUACGGAUGUAAUUCUCCAGUCGCUCCCUGCGAGCUUCGAGCCGUUCAUUUUGAACUUUCAUAUGAACAGCAUGGAGAAAAGCAUGGCUGAAUUGCAUGGGAUGCUAAAAACUGCUGAGGAAAGCAUUAAGAAGAGCUCUAGUCAUGUGAUGAUGGUUCAAAAGGAUAGCAAGAAGAGAAAGCGCAAGGACAAGGCUAAAACUUCGGAUGAGAUCUCGAGUUCUAAGCCUAAACCUGUUGGAAAGCCCAAGGCUGGCCCUGCCGCUUCUGACACUUGCCACCACUGCCAUAAGACUAGUCAUUGGCGGAGGAACUGCAAAUUGUACUUGGAAGAACUCAAAAAGAAGAAGGGAAGUAAGACUUCAUCUUCAGGGACUGAAAAGGACUAGGAAGUGUGCAAGAGGCGAACUGGAUGCUCGCGUCGGCAAUGGUGCAAAAGUUGCUGCGUUGGCCGUUGGCGUUUACUCCUUAUCGCUACCCUCA